This is a messenger RNA of Electrophorus electricus (electric eel), 4902 nucleotides long. RefSeq names its product MICAL-like 1a (gene micall1a). Lineage: Eukaryota; Metazoa; Chordata; Actinopteri; Gymnotiformes; Gymnotidae. Gene Ontology annotation, molecular function: protein binding. The record is from RefSeq and is a predicted model, not a curated record.
CCUGAAGUCGUAGUCGAGAAGGGCAGCUAGCGUUAGCGACGUUAUACGGUACAGAGUGUGGGGUGGACUCGUGUGUUUUUAAUCUAUAAAACCCGAAUCCAAACGGGAGGUGGCACAGCGAUGUGCAGCCGUAGACAGCUGUUUCGAGUCUAAAAGACACGCCGGGAUCUCGCUGACCCAAACUGCCUAAGCGUUACUGAGCCCGGGACUAACGUUACACCCCGCUGUCAGAGAUCUAGAAAUCGGGAGAUUCGCAAAUUGAACCGGAGAGGUUUUGUCUCGGUUCGCAGAAUGGGCUCCGCUAACGUUGUUACCUCGGCGGAUAAAAAUCAUGACAGCCGUGCCUCGGAGGUUUUCAACUGCAUUCAGCUGCCGACCGUACCGUUUCGCACUCUUAACUUGGUUCUCGCAGGGAGAUAGUUUAGUGUUAGCUCGUCGGCUAACCUAGCUUGCAGUGCUAGCCAGCUGUCUGACUUUGAGUUUGAAUUGAAACUGUGAGCUGGCUAGAUAGCUUUUUUUGUAAGUUCGUAUUUGUAGUUCUCAGACUAAGCCAAAAAAGGUAUUAAGGUAAAAAAGUAAUUUACAGUUUUUACUGUUUUAAGGUUGCGGUUAUAUCGCUCAUAACUACAGCGUAACUGUUAUUACGUUUAGCUAGCUGUAAGCUUGGUGUAAUAUCGGGUGUUGACGGAACAUUUCAGCAAAGGGCUGUUAAGAUAGAUGCCGAUAGUCCUAACGACAGAUACAAAUUAAAACAAACAAACAAACAAAAAAAUACUACCAGACAGACAUUUGUCUCAUUGCACAUCUAUUGCGCUGAGCAAUUUUGACCAUGGGUUCUUUGAAAGCACUUCAGGAGUGGUGUAGGCUCCAGUGUGAGAACUACAGCGCUGUGGACAUUAAUAACAUGUCAGCGUCCUUCAGAGAUGGCUUAGCCUUCUGUGCGAUAAUACACCGACACAGGCCAGACCUGAUAGACUUUGACUCCCUCUCUAAAGAGAAUGUGUAUGAGAACAACCGCCUGGCUUUUGAGUUGGCGGAGAGGGAACUGGGUAUUCCGGCCCUGUUGGAUGCAGAGGACAUGGUGUCUAUGAAAGUGCCUGACCGCCUCAGCAUCAUCACCUAUGUGUCACAGUACUACAACUACUUCACCAACAAAUCCCAUGCUAAUCCUCCUUGUAUGAAGAGACCAGGUGGUACAGGCCAGACUGAACCAGCAGUAAAGAGGCCACCCACUCCUUUAGAGGACAGACCGAACAGUGCCGAGUCACGUGAAGACAGCCAAUCGAAACGCAGCACUUUAAGCAGUAUCUGUGCAGCCUGUGGGAAGCAUGUUCACUUGGUGCAGCGCUUCCUCGUCGACGGCAAGCUCUACCACCGCAACUGCUUCAGGUGCAAAGAAUGUAGCAGCACUUUAUUGCCUGGCUCUUACAAACUUGUGGGAGAUGCUGGAUCUUUGGUCUGCACACACCACUUUGCAAGGACUUCUUCAAGCAGUCAGAAUGGUCGUCCAGAUUCGAGCAAGCAGCUUAGCCCAGUGGCGUCGCACUCUGUACCCAAAACUCCUCCCAGUGGGGGGAGAUUGGAAAAUGCACUGCCAGGUUAUUCUGACACUAACAAACUCAACAUCCCAUCAGGGAACAAAACGAAGCCUCUGGAGGAUGAGAGAGAACAGGAUGAAAAAGGAGGGGUGGGAAAAGCCGAGCGAGUCGAGGAUGCCUUGAAAGGAGAGACGAGAUUCCGGCCUUCCAGUCCUCCGAAUCCUUUCGACGAGUCCGACGAAGAGGAAGAGGCCGAGCCAGAACUAAAGGAGGAGCAGCCAAAGCCAGCCCCAGUCGUAGCCAAUAAUGCUCUUCCUCUAGACCCGGAGGCGAGCAUAAGAGUAGAGAAUCGACCAGUGCCCGCCCCUCGAAGGGUGUAUGACCCCUCGCCUCCGGUUCGUCCAGUACCCAGGACACGCCCACCCAGACCCACACAGAGUCCAGCAGUCAAUGGAGACGGUGAUCGCAGACGUUCUGCCCCAGUACCACGUAAUAGAUCACACUCCCCUGCACCUGGUGACUCUCCCAAACCCAAAGACCCGCCCUGGCUGGCUCUUGUCAAACAGGAGCCCAAGAAAAAGGUUGCUCCUCCUCCUCCUCCAGUGGCUAUAGCCACACCUCCACACGCUGCCCCCUCCUCCUUGGUGAAGGAGGAGGAGUCCCGCCCAGCCUCACCUCCUAAUCCCUUCGAUGAUGACGACGAGUCUGUGGCAGAGGUUUUGGCUCUGCCUUCUGUAGUUGCUGUCCACCCGUGGUAUGGGAUUACACAGGCUGCUGAUAUGACUGGAGCAGACACCCCUCCCAGAAAAGGGAGCCCCGCCCCCUCUGGAAGUCCGGGAAGUGCCAAGAGUAAAAAACGGCUAGCACCCAAAGCCCCUAAAUCUGCUCAUACAGCUCUUCCUCCUUCUCAGUCUUCCUCGGCCUGUCCAUCUCCAGCUCUGAGCACGGAGAGCCUCUCCUCCUCUUCAUCAGACCAUGCCCCCAGCCGGCCUGCCGCAGUCCUCCCCCGACAGCCUUCCACUAACGAACAGGGACAUACAGUCACCAAGAGUGUGUCUGAACCAUCAAUCAGCAGCCCUGGCUCCUCACCUUCACUGCCUUCAGCUGAGCUUCAGUCUCACCUCUCGCCUAAUUCCACCCCCCAGCCGCCACACACCAAUACCUGUUCAGCCCCUGCCACUCCAGAGACCAAUAGGAGUGCAGGGCAUAGGGCUAUGAGACCACCUCCUCCCCGGCCCCCAGCUGGUCCUAGUCCACUCAUUGGGUCUACCUCCUCAAAUACACCCAAUAAGCGCAUCUGUAAAGAGAAUCCAUUCAAUCGGAAGGCCUCCCCGACAGUCACCUCCCCCCAGACCAGAAACUCUAAAGGCCCUCGACCUGCUCGCCCCCCUGCUCCCGGACAUGGCUUCCCCCUCAUUAAACGCAAGGUGCACACGGAUCAGUACAUCCCCAUCGAGGACAUCCACAUAGAGAUGGGGGUGCUAGAGAAGCAGUUGGAUGAACUGGAACACACAGGAGUGGAUCUGGAGCACAGGCUCAGGGAGUGCUCUAAUGAGGAAGAGGAGGAGAGGCUGCUGGUGGACUGGUUCACACUGAUUCACGAGAAACACCUACUGGUGCGCCGAGAAGCUGAGCUAGUCUACACGGUGAAGCAGCAGGAUCUGGAAGAGAGGCAAGCAGAUGUGGAGUAUGAGCUCAGGUGUCUCCUGAACAAGCCAGAGAGGGAGUGGAAUGAUGAGGAUCGAGACAGGGAAAAGCAGCUGAUGGCCGAGCUGGUCACCACCAUCGAGCAGAGGAACCAGAUCAUCAACAGCAUGGAUCAAGACAGGCAGAGGGAAGAGGAAGAGGACAAACUAGUGGCUGCUAUGCUGAAAAAAGAGUUCCAUGGUGAGGGGGAGCAGAAGAAGAAGGCUGCCAAGUUUAAACCCAUCAAGGUGCUGAAGAGGCUGAGCACGAAAGGGGAGGUGCCAAAGGGUGGGAGUCCACAGAAGGAGAAGAGCUGAGGUUGCAGAGAGGUGGAGCAGAUGGGAGCAGACGGAGGAGAAAAAUAAAUAAAUGAAAAAGCACAGGAGCGAUUUUCUUUAUCCCUCUUCAUGUUUCAGUGAAUGACAAUAAUGUAAUGAAAUGGUUGUGAGAACAUUUAACAACUGUGGGCUUUUUGCCACCCUCAUCUGCCCUUCCCGGUAUUUAUUAAAACACACUUAUCAUUUUUCUUUUAUCCUUACCAUUAUGUGCAGAUGUAGUAUGAAAUUGGUUAAUGAAACAGGUGGCUGUAGUGAUUGACUAGUAAAUAAAAUGGGUCAUAACUUUUUCUUCUUUUGUUUAAGAAGCAAGACCAGUCUAAACAGAAUGACAUUUACCAUUAAAUGAGUGUGUCAAGUUCCAAAGACGUAAUAAUUUUCACUUGGUCAUUCAUGCAAGGUUUUAGGUUCUACUUAAACUGUAAACUGGGUUCUUUGGUUUUCACGGUGUCUGUAUAACAAUGUGUGAUUGUGCUUUGAAGCAUCUCCCUAGCGCAAAACCUUGACAUUGGAGAUUUGCUUUAUGUGCUUGUUGGUAUGGUUGUAUUCCUGUGCAGUCUGGUGCUUGUCGGAGAAUAGGCUUCCAAUGGUGCUGAUGAAAGCACUUUCGCAGCACUGUAACUCUCCCAUGCCUGCUCUGUCGUUCCUGACUGCAAUUUUCCCAAUAACAGGCCAUUCAUAGAAACUGUAUUGUUGGAGUGGUGCAACUAAACUAGCUUAUUCUAGUGGCUGAAAACUGGGUAUUUUGAGUUGUAUUUUUGGCCAAAUAUCUGUGAAAGAUGUCAUCAGACUCAUGCAAUAAUUUUCCUGUAAUAUUGGGUCACGUUAGUAAUGCAAAUAAUUGGUUAAGAAACUGGAUUACCCAUUAGCUUAGCUAGUAGUUAUAUAAAUGUAGUUAUCCUGAUUAUUACUGUUUGUGUAAAGCAUUUCCAGUGAAACGUAUUUGGUUCUGCAAAACCAGGUCCUAGAAUGUGGGUCUCAUUCAGAGGUGGAAAGCUGAAGUUAGCAAAGUAAAAGUCCUCUUCAGGUCAUCGUCCAAGCCACUUGGAAUUAUUACUUGGCUAAAGCCAACAGGUAGAAAUAUGUUGAACUUCAACUUGCACUGUUCUGGACUUGAGACCCACAUAUAUGUUUAAUUCAUCUGAUGUUUUUAGGACUAAGCUCUCUAAAUGAACAAAACCUUUUUAAAGUAACAAACCACGGUUUCAAGAUAUUUCUAGCAACAAAAAGCUUUUUAAAUAGUAUUUUAACAUGAAGUAAUAACAGAAGUUGCUUACCAAUUGGGGGAAGCCCUGUAGGAAACUAAUUUGCAAUACUUUGUGUAAUUAAAAUUUUUAAAAUUC